AUGUACUGUCUGGCGUGUUGCUGCACCCAGGUACCCCAGGACACCCGCGGAGUCGACUCGGUGACAAUCAGACUCGGCCUUGCCGCAAGCCCAUGCCGGCGUCACCCUAAAAAACUGCCAACCUACAGUCCAAACCUUGAGGUGAUGUACAACAUGAGACCAACCACAGUUUACCAUGUUGGCACUAUAAAGACACACUACUGCAAACAUGACAGCACCCCUGCAACUAGCAACCUUCUAGAAGGAGGAUAUCCCCACAAUAGAUGUUUCUUGGAAGACAGAGAGAUGUCUAACUGGCCGUGGCGCAGUGGAGAAGGCAGAAACUCUCGCCUUCUAUCUCUCUGGGCGCCAGCCCAGUCCAUCACCGAAAGCAUCAGUCACUCAUCCCUCAUCCCCAUCCACCCCCUCCUCUGUCGUCUUGUCUCUGGCGGGCCCAAUAGACUUCUCCAUUCUGAUGCCCAGGACCGCUCUCAGCCUCUUGAGUGA
Molecule: messenger RNA, 486 nt
Organism: Colletotrichum orchidophilum
Lineage: Eukaryota; Fungi; Ascomycota; Sordariomycetes; Glomerellales; Glomerellaceae
Exons: 1
Coding region: 1-486 (161 amino acids)
Source: RefSeq, a predicted model, not a curated record